AUGGCGGACAUGCUGGACCUCCUGAGCUCGGCGGGGGACCAAGACGACUACCAGCAGCAUGACGUGGGCGCCGAAGGCCCUCCAGAGCCCGAGCAGGUCAGGAAGCGCCAGAAGCGAGCCCAUGGUUUGUCUCAGUCGUGUGGGAUCGGGAACAUCGGGAUCUUGAUCUCCUCGGCACUCUCGAUCCUCGGCGCCCGCUACGCUUCCAUCAUGGACAAGAUGUGCCGCGUUUGCGGUUGCCGUCUGGGGGACCCCGAUCCCGUCAAUGAGUUGUUGACCAGAGCUUGGAACAAACCUGAUUUCGGUGGCAAGGUGUGCGCCUACUGCGGUGCAUCCAAAUGGAAAUUAUAUCCCGGGAAAGGGUGGGCUGAGGUGGAUACCAAGCUGACCGACAAGGAGGAGGCAGGGCGCUUCACUACGUUCAUGACCGCCUUGAUUGAGAAUCUCAAAGCAGGUGGAAAGUCCUCUCGGUUCAUCGACCGCCCCGCCGAGUCCUUGACCAAGGAGGUUGGCGUUGAGAUGAAGUCCGGGGUCAAAGGCAUUGCGAAGCUGUACGACGGCUACUUCGGCAUCCACGGGGACCCGUUGACCAACGGCCUCGGCCACCAGCUGGUGGAAAGGUACAAGUGGAAGGACGGCAGCAUCAGGAAAGUCGUAUUGGUCCCUACCACGCCUGAGGACGAGAUGGAAACAGAGUGGAAUGCAACGCAGAAGUUCGCUCACUCGACGGAGCUGCACAACGGCGAGCUCACGGACAGGGCAGAUCAUGUUGCAUCUCUUUUCGCUGAGAUUCGCGAUGGGGCGGGUAGGAACCAGAUGACUGGCCAGUCGCAGGCGCGCAAGGCCGAGCCCGCCGCUUCUGCCGACGGCGGCCCGGCAGAGAAGAAAACCAGGGUUGAGGAUCUCCAGGUGAAGGCCGAGGACGAGUCGGAUGACGAAGACAUGGGCGGUCGCGAUCUCAUGGGCUUACUUGACAGUGGCAUGGGUGCCGCAUCCUCGAGCCAGCCUGCUGGCGAGGGCCGCGCGGCGGCCGCCGCCGCGACGCCCGGGCAGCCCUCCUCGGGACGGGCCAAGGCCAAGGGAAAGGCAAAGGCUCAGUCGAACAUGCCGCCGCCGAUCUCCGCCGGGGGCGGCGGCGCGAGGCGGUCGGGGACUACGAAGGGAAAGGCUGGCGGGGACGAGGCCCCCGAUGCAGCGGAGAAGACUGCAAAAGGCCAGAUCGAUCGUCUCCAGAACGUGACUGAUGAGUUCCCGCUGUUGCAAAGGGCAACUUUGCUGGCCAUGGAUAAGAAGCACUUCGAAGCGGUCAAGACCACUAGUGACGCCCUCAGCAACAAGAUGCAGCUCCUCACUCGCCCUACGCAGGACAAGGCCAGACUGCUGCUGAAGUUGUCUCAGGCUCAGGUUGCUAUCACGAAGAUGUACAAGCAGUGGGUCAGGCAGAAUAACACCCAGGAGUUCUUGACUGAGUACACCGAGUUGGAGAACCACGCCAAGCAGCCGCCGCCGAUCGUGAUCAAGGUGCCCAACUGCGUCCAGGUAAGCCUGAUGGAGAUGAGGUUGAAGCACAACCUCUUGGAGGACCUCAAGACAGGGCAGUCUGUGUUGCCGCGCUACAAGCAGAUCUCCGAGGACAUGUGCCGCGGCCUCUUCCCCACAACUGAGGUGGCGGACUGGCAGAAGGAAAACAUUGACGAUUGCCUCUUGACAAUCGUCGCCCCGGGCGGCGACUUGGUUCCGAAGACCGUCUCGGAGCAUGCCAAAUGGUUGCAGAACUUCUUGCAUCCAGUUCCCACGCUUGCGAGGUCCUCCGUUGCCAUUCUGGAUUUCUCGUUCGCGCAGGACCUCACUGACAGUCUCAUCACGCUCAAGACUGCUUUCCAGACGAGCGAGUACCGCGGGAACGAGGCUGCGGUUAACGAUUGCAUUGUGAAGAUCAAGCGUUCCUCUGAGACCACUCUCAAGAUGUUCGUAUCGACUGGCACAGGCAACAAGUUGCUCACUUACGCGGCCACCAAGCUCGAAGACUUGUCCCAUCGGCAGGAGGGCGAGGCGCGCAUCAUGGACUUGCUCGACAGGGGCGGAAAGGGCAUGGACAACGUUGUUCGGCUUGACGCUUCGCUCCUGCAGCUGGAGUUUCAGGUCGACGAACGGACCCUGAGUCGGUUUGUUGAGCACGUGCAGUACGUGCUGAAGGACAUCGGCAUGGCGAUGGGCACCGCGUUUCGUGUCCUCGUGCAGGACAACAAGUUCGAUAACGCCGAGUUCAAGCUCACCGUGUCGGACCCGCUGCACGGCUUGCAGAAGCUGAACUACUUCCAGGAUGAGCCAGCACGAUCGUCUGUCAACAAGCGGUGCAUUGACAUGAUGAUGACGCUGACUGCGGCUCCGCUCGCGAAGUGCACUGAAGGCAGGAUCGAGGACAUUGAGGUGAUCGAGGACCUUGCGCAGUCAACGGCUGCCUUGGAGCCCGCGAUUGAUGACACUUCGGCUAUCUUUGCUCAUAUGAAGCUCCUCGAGAUCCCCCUUGAAGAUUAUCGGAAUCUUGCGGGCCAUGGCGCCUCGCUCCUGGCCGAGCACGAGUCGACCAGCGUGACGACGAAGGUGAAGGAGAUCACGGACUUCAUCGAGUGUACCUCCAGCGCGUAUUGGAAGGAUGGGCGCGCGAGCGGAGGAGCAGCGGCAGCGCCUCUCGAGGCUGUUACCGACAGCUCCGCCGAGGCCGAGCCCCAGUGGUUGCUUGACGGCAGCCAGUCAGACGAGACCGUGGAUAAGGUGCGUCUCCCGAUGAAGAACAUGGCGCGCGGCACCCUGCUGCGGAUCGACCUCCUCGUCGGCCAAGUCUGCACGCUCCUCGUGGCCCUCCGCAAGAAAAGGUUGGCGCUUUGGCUUCGCCUGCAGUGGCUUGUCACCGCGAUCAGACUGGAGUACUGCCUGGUCGCGUCCGCGAAGAAGGCUCACGACUUCUCCAAGGCCGUUAUCGAGGACGAGGAUAGGCUCAAGUCGGCAUGGAUUGCUUUGGCGACCCGAUUGUCUUCUCUGUCAGGCUUGAUGAAGUCUACCGCGCUCGAGGGCGUCGAGAUCACCGACGGCGUCUCGGCAAAGCUGGAUCAGCACCGUCUCUUGAAGUGCUCGAAGGACAAGCUGGUGGCAGAAGCGACAGCUGCCAUGUCCUUUUCUGAGAGCCUGCUCGGCUUGGUCACGGGCAAUCUCGCCGGGCAGCUUGAACGUUCUUCGCAAUCGCUCGAGCAGCGGAUCCCCUCGCACAAGGAGUACUGUGUGACGGUGUUCGACGCGGAGAAGGCCAAGGAGGAGAUCGUGAACAAGUACGACCAUUGGGCUGUUUUCGCAAACGAUUGGGUGGGCAUCCAGAAGAUGGUUAACCAUGCCAAGGCUUUCACUUCCGACUUUACCACUCCAGAUGGCUCCAUCAUGGCUUUCGAGAAGAGGCACCAAGCGGUUCUCGGCGUGGCGAGCAGGGCCCUCGCCUCCGGGAGGACUUUCAUUUCGGUUGCGUCGACGUGCAAGUUGGUGUUGGAGACGAUGCCUCUGACCCCGAAGAAGGACCGCUACGAUACCCUCAGGUCGCACAUCAACAAGUGCAAAGGCUCGGGUCUCCCGCAGAACCUCACUGACUACAUGAAUACGGAGCUUCAGAAGCUGAAGGCGUCGAAGUCCCAGGCUGCCCAGGGCUAG
This is a messenger RNA of Prorocentrum cordatum, 3696 nucleotides long. The record is from the annotation of a GenBank genome assembly. NCBI's taxonomy places the organism in Eukaryota, Dinophyceae, Prorocentrales, Prorocentraceae.